AUGUAUAUAGUGGACCAGCCUCCAAGCGUCCGUUUUCCAUGGUCGAUGAGAGGGUAGCCUAGCCUGUCCUUCCUUCCUUCUUCUCUCUGUAUCCCACACACACACACACACUCGCCCACUUGUCUCUAACAUUUCUUUCUUUCUUUCUCUUCAUUUGCUGCUGCAAACCUCUCACCUCAACAAUCGCCACCACCGAUAUUCAAUUGCCGCUCUAAUUUGCUCUGAUGACUUUUGGUAACAGACUUUAACAUUAUGAAAUCCGAAACAAAGAAGGGCCCAUUUCAUUUCAAAGGAAAAUCAAGUGCUUGUUUUUGUUUAUUUCCAAAAGUUAAACCUGGAUAUGGGCCAGGAAAUUCACCGGUUUAUCUCAACGUCUAUGACUUAACACCUAUGAACGACUAUGCUUAUUGGGCCGGUGUUGGCAUCUUUCAUUCUGGUGUCCAAGUUCAUGGUGUAGAAUAUGCAUUUGGAGCACAUGACUACCCGAGCAGCGGUGUCUUUGAGGUCGAACCUCGCCAAUGCCCCGGGUUCAAAUUUAGGAGGUCGAUACUAAUCGGGACUACAUGUCUUGACCCGGUCCAAGUCCGGGAGUUCAUGGAGCUUCAUGCUGCUAACUACCAUGGCGACACGUAUCACCUCAUUGUAAAAAACUGCAACCAUUUCUGCAACGACAUUUGUUAUCGUUUAACAGGGAAGCGAAUCCCAGGAUGGGUUAAUCGACUUGCUAAACUCGGUUCGAUAUUUAGCUGUGUUUUACCGGAAGCACUUAGAGUGUCAGCUGUGCAACAUGAUCCUAGUUUUAUACCGUAUGAAAACGAGAAGCAAAAGCUUAGAAGUAACAGUUUUAGUUUCUUGUCUUCGAGGCAGAGACAAUUGUCGGUUUCUUCUUUGCUUCUACAGUCUCCGUUAAAGGGAUGCUUACGGCCGUGGGAGUUGAGGCGAUCCAGAACCGCGGUGCUAAACAGCUAAAAUGUAAAAUAAUGGAAGCGUUUGGUUACUUAAACCUUGUUUGUUAGCACGGAAAAGUGAUUUGUAUUCUAUUAACAUUAUUCGUAUAUCUUCAAAAAGUUUCAAAUUUAUCGCUA
Helianthus annuus (common sunflower) is the source of this 1085-nucleotide messenger RNA. RefSeq names its product deSI-like protein At4g17486. Gene Ontology annotation, biological process: protein deubiquitination. Lineage: Eukaryota; Viridiplantae; Streptophyta; Magnoliopsida; Asterales; Asteraceae. The coding region runs from base 253 to 969 and encodes 238 amino acids. Gene Ontology annotation, molecular function: deubiquitinase activity. The transcript has 4 exons. The record is from RefSeq and is a predicted model, not a curated record.